UUCCGAGAGUCGCGUUGGCGUUUUCUAAAUACAAGACAGACAUUUCGAUGAAGGCAGUUAAAGAAAAAAGCUGUUGUGAAUUUAACAGAAUCUGCAUGUCACUGUAGAGAGAGACAUAGACUCACGGAUUGGACAUGCCCAGGUCCUUCUAUCAUGGACACAGAGAUGAUACCAAAAUUCACUUCAAAAGACGAUGAGAUCGACUAUUGGAAGACCUUGUCGCUCAAGUAUAAGAACAGCUACCAUGAAGCCCAAGAAGAGCUAGUGGAGUUUCAGGAGGGUAGCAGGGAGCUGGAGGCAGAGUUGGAGGCCCAGUUAGGACAGGCUGAACACCGUCUCAGAGACCUGCACACAGAGAACCAAAGACUGAAGAGCGAGAUGGACAACCUCAAGGAGAAGUUGGAGCAGCAGUACGCUCAGAGCUAUAAGCAGAUCUCCAUGCUGGAGGACGAGCUGGCACAGACCCGGGGAAUCAAGGAGCAGCUUCAUAAAUACGUCAGAGAGCUGGAGCAGGCCAACGACGACCUGGAGAGGGCCAAGAGGGCGACCAUCGUGUCCCUGGAGGACUUUGAGGGCCGUCUGAACCAGGCCAUAGAGAGGAAUGCUUUCCUGGAGAGUGAGCUGGAUGAGAAAGAGUCCCUACUGGUGUCGGUGCAGAGGUUGAAGGACGAAGCCAGAGACCUGCGACAGGAGCUGGCGGUGAGAGAGAGGACGACAGACAGGAUAUCCGCCCCCAGCUCGCCCACCCUGGACAUGGACAAGAUGGAUUCGGCCGUCCCGGCCUCCAUGUCCCUGCCGGCCACCCCCACCGGGAAGGUCAUCGAACACCCCUUCCUCAACCCCAAACCCUCAGUGUUAACUAAUGGUUGUGGGCCUGGAGGCUCACCUCUGACCCCAUCGGCAAGAAUAUCUGCUCUCAAUAUCGUUGGGGACCUUCUCAGAAAAGUUGGGGCGCUGGAGUCCAAGCUAGCGGCGUGCAGGAACUUCGCCAAGGAACAGGCGGCGAGGAAAACCUACGCGGCGACGUCCGGGAACAUGAUCACCGGGAACGGGAACCUGGUGAACAGCCACGCCGCCAAGUUCCCUCACCCGCUACACCCCACCUACUACGACAAAACAGCUGUGAAUGGACUGGAUUCCAGCACCAUGACGGCCUUGGCGUCCUCCAGGACAGUCUCCCCUCCUGGCAUGCUGCCUCUGGCCGUUUAGAGAGAUCCCACCUCUCGACGGACCCGAGCACCUCAGCCCCAUGACCUCUGUACAAGCCCCCCUCCCGCAGAACAAUGGUACCCUGCACAACGACCUCGCCCUUUCUUUCCCUGACCACAGCCGCACCUCCUCGGCCCUUCUGGACAUCCCUGCAAACUAAUGGGAAGAGGAAACGCUUGUAGAGCCCAUACUGACUGUCUGUUAUUUCGUUUACGUCUGUCCGUUAGCUCAAAAGUGUCUGUCGGCCGUCUGCGUGUCUGUCGGCCGUCUGCGUGUCUGUCGGCCGUCUGCGUGUCUGUCGGCCGUCUGCGUGUCUGUCGGCCGUCUGCGUGUCUGUCGGCCGUCUGCGUGUCUGUCGGCCGUCUGCGUGUCUGUCGGCCGUCUGCGUGUCUGUCGGCCGUCUGCGUGUCUGUCGGCCGUCUGCGUGUCUGUCGGCCGUCUGCGUGUCUGUCGGCCGUCUGCGUGUCUGUCGGCCGUCUGCGUGUCUGUCGGCCGUCUGCGUGUCUGUCGGCCGUCUGCGUGUCUGUCGGCCGUCUGCGUGUCUGUCGGCCGUCUGCGUGUCUGUCGGCCGUCUGCGUGUCGGGCGGCCGCCUGCGUGUCGGGCGGCCGCCUGCGUGUCGGUCGGCCGCCUGCGUGUCGGUCGGCCGCCUGCGUGUCGGUCGGCCGCCUGCGUGUCGGUCGGCCGCCUGCGUGUCGGUCGGCCGCCUGCGUGUCUGUCCAUGUAUGUCUGUGUUCCACUUGACUGAAUGACUGAAAAUGCCUCACUCCUUCACCCAUGAGUAGGGAGGGAAUCUGUGUGUGUAUCCUAACACGCUCAGGUUUAUGCAUCUGAUUAAGUUGGUGUGUAUUCAACAGGAAGCAAACGAGCAGCGGCUCCACUGAAUUUGUCCAGUAGGUAUUCUGGUUUAGUUGCAGAACCACUUCUGUUGGAAAUGAAGGGCUUCCGUUGGACGUGCUUUGCAACUGUUUGUUACCACCAGGAUAAUACACAAACUUCUUGCUCCGGCACAUGAUGUGUUGCUAUUGUGACCUUUGACCUCUAUGCUCUAACAUGGUUCCAUUCCGGCUCCAUCGGUUUUGCCGUUUGACUCUGUAACAGUUAUAAAACAGAAACUGUACCUGACAAAGGCCCUCAACGGACCGCAGCUUCCUUCCUCUUAAACGUUUCUGAAUAAUUUGCACAAUGUCACCGUCAGUUCUCCUUUUAAACAUGUUGUAUUUAAACUGAAAUGGGUUCCUCAUCACUGUGUUCUUCAAUGUCCAGCAUUUCCUGUCUGCUUGUUUGUUGGCUAGCUCGGGUGUGUGUCUUGUACGGGGGUUUUUAAAAGCCCCCCCCCCCCCCCCCACCACCACCACCACAUCUAUAAGAAUGACUGACGUGAAUGUUUACUGUGCCCAGGCUGUGAGCUUUAGUGUCUUAUCCGGCUGCCUCUCAAUACUCCCAGGUAGCUCUGUUUCCGUCAAACUAGUUAGAAAAAAAGAAUAUGGUAAAGCUGUCGUCGGGGCCGCAGAUCGCCUGGGGUUUAGAGCGAGAGGCUGCCUGUAAUUUCGUCACCAAGCAAGGUGGUCAACUCCAAGUGCUCCCGGGGUGUACCAUGUGGCAGCCCCUCUCCCCGACCCAUCUACUAAUUGGAGGGGUUGGUUGUUUUAAGCAGCUGGGUCUGUAGCCGGAGUUGACAGAAGGACACCAGUAGGGGUCCGUGGCUUAAGGACACACGUUAAAACGCCCGGAAACACCAUCUGUUUUCCCUCCCGCCGUCCUCAGAGUUUCCCGCACGGACCACAAGGUCCUAAUUCCACCCAGUUCCCUUGGUGGUGCGCUUCUUCGGGCUUCUUCAGUGACAUUGGCUAACUCAUUCCGCUACAGUGGACCCAUCAGACGUCUUCACCAUGAAGUCAAAUGGAUCGCCGUUGGUGUUCAAGGAAAGGCUGUCGCUCAUUUCAAAUGUGGUUUCUGUGUUAUGUGAAAUGCAUCACCUUCCCCCCCGUUCUGAUAAUGAACUGGUAUUAGACACAAAAGUCGAAGUCUGUGGUCUGCAGAACUUCAGAGAAGGUUUACCUGUUCACAUUGGUGUGCUGUACUGAGGAUCUGUUAGGGGCUGAAUGUAGUUGUAUCCUACAGCCGCCCGCAGACAUUCGCUGAAAUUUGCUGUUUUUUCCAGAACUCCCGGAAAUAUGCAUGAAAACCAGCUGUUGUAUUUCUGGGGGGGAAAACACUGGAUUUUGGGAAAUCUGACCAAAUUUUGCAGCCCUAAUUGAACUCUGCAUGGUGAUACUUUUUUUGUGGCCAUGUCAUAAUGACGGUUGUGUUCACCUUAGGGGCAACGUUCAGUCUAGUUUUGACAAGACUGUAAAAAGCUUGGGUACCCGUCGGUGAAUAUUUAGAUGUGGCAUAUUGUUGGAGUUAGCAGACGCUCCCAUGCAGAGUGACUUCCAGAUGGAGUUCAGUAUAUGUUUCCUGUUCAAAGGUACAUUGGACUUUCACUCUGUCCUAUCUUUAUCCAGUCUUUCACCUUUCAGUUGUGCCCAGGUCAUUGUUAUUUUUAGUCAUGCUUUCCUGGUAAAAUAACAGUAAAAAUGACUGUCCCUGCUGUGUAACUAGUAGGCCUUAUGUUCCGAAUAUUUGACCGUACAUACAAGAAGGAACGCUAUUGGAAACUGACUGGUACCCAGGCCAACCGAUGCUCAUCUUUGACUGUAAAUUGUUAUGGGUGAUCAUUUUGUCCCUUUGGUGCUUGACCUUGUCAUUGUUUGUAAUUGCUUGUGAACCUCAUCUCGGAUUGAUGUGCCUCACGGUGCUCAUUUGGAUUUGAUAUUCAGUGUUUGUUUUGUUCAUUUUUAAUCUCCAUACUGUAUUCUCCUUUGUCUGUUUUCAUCUGGGUGAAACAACACUCUUAUCACCGAUAGAAGUUUCAACUGGGGUUGGAAGUUCCAUUUUAUUUUCAACUUAUAGGUAGUAAACGUAAAUUCCAAUGCCUUUCUGGUAGUAAAAACCUGAAUUGGAAUUUCAUUACUUCCUGUAUGAUUUGAAGUGAAUUGACUCCUUUCCUAGUUAAGCCCUACAGUUCUGUUUCUUGGCCCUUGAUUAAGCUUAUCAACUCCUGGACUGAAAAAUAACUUUCUCCAUCGAUUGUGUUUUUAGUCCAGUUGUAGGUUUUAUCCUGUGUCUGAGAAACUGGCCCGAUAUCCGCAGUUCUUCAACAGUCUGGAACUUUCCUUUGAAGCACUUAAUCCCCCCAUGUCAUUUUACCCUCUUUACUUGACAGUAUAUCAGCCGGUUGCUAUGUCCCCGUGUAUAUAGGUUUGUAAUCAAGCAUUGUAACUUUGCCUAACAACACAUUUGUGUAUACUGUUUCGUUUGGCAUUAUUAAAGCUCUAUUUAUUUCAGAUUUCUUCACGGCACGUGUUUACAAUGAAGAGCCUGAGUUUUACUGUUGUACAUCAGAUCGCAGCGUGACGAUGUCGAAUUGGUUGUCCAAACUGUUUGAAUUAAUACAGCGAAAUAAAGAGAUUGGAAAAUGA
Esox lucius (northern pike) is the source of this 4731-nucleotide messenger RNA. RefSeq names its product nudE neurodevelopment protein 1-like 1b (gene ndel1b). Gene Ontology annotation, cellular component: kinesin complex; kinetochore; centrosome. Bases 154 to 1209 code for a protein of 351 amino acids. Gene Ontology annotation, biological process: mitotic centrosome separation; cell migration; centrosome localization. The transcript is spliced from 9 exons. The record is from RefSeq and is a predicted model, not a curated record. Lineage: Eukaryota; Metazoa; Chordata; Actinopteri; Esociformes; Esocidae. Gene Ontology annotation, molecular function: microtubule binding.